AUGGCAAGUACUUAUUCGCCCCCGUCCUCUUUUCGCCCCACAUUCGUGUGCAUUGAUGUCGUCUUACGUCACUAUUCACACGUACAAGCUCUAAAUCACGUGGUCGUGACACUUAAGGCCCUUCUGGAUGUAUCCAAGGUGUUAUCAGUCGCCGAAGCCGCACAGCAUCAACCGCGAAACUCGCAGUCGUUACAAUUGUUACAACACGCCGCAGCUCGCGAAAAGAAAAAAGUGUUUUAUUGGUCAUCCGAACUCGUGCGCAGUUACAAACAAUAUCAGUUUGAAACCGCGUUAAAUCACGCUGCAGCACGAGGGUUUUUUGCCGGCGUACGAUGGCUACGGUCUUCAUACUAUCCCAAAGGUCAAUUUCAUGGGGCCGAGCGAGCCGCUUUAUACGGCGGAAAUUUACAAAUGCUGCAAUAUCUGCACGAUGAGUUCAGUAAUAAAAUGGUAGACGAUGCAGCAGUGGAUAGUCAAGAAGCAGUGGCUCAUGUAGCAGCUAAUGGACGACUGGACCUAGUGCAGUGGUAUUGUAAAAUGAAAGGUCCGUAUGCAUUCGGGUGGAAUGUGAUGGACGCUGCAAUAGCGCAGAACCGGAUGAAAGUGGUUUUAUAUCUGGACAGUGUACUGGGCAAUCGGUGCACUAGACGAGGGCUGGAAAUAGCGGCGCUACAUGGACACUUGGAAGUGAUUCAGUGGCUCAACGACUCGAGGUACUAUGAGAUCAAAUCGUUCAAGUCGUUGGAAAAUGCCAUUGCAGGAGGACACUUGCACAUCGUGCAGUAUGUAAUGGAUAAUGUGGUCGUAGCGUAUACGUCGUGGAUGCAGGCGGCGUUAAUUGCAGCCGUGACGUACGGACAGCGCCAUAUUCUGCAGUGGCUGCAUGAUAGGGUGCCUGCUGGAUCUAGUGUGAUCUUCCGCUUUGAAGUUUAUACGAGCCAGUUGUAUGCUGUGGCCAAAAAUGGAUAUUUCGAGGUGUUGCAAUGGCUGCAUGCCAAUCAAUAUACAGUGCAUUGUCGUCGAGCACAUGUUGUUCGUGGAGCUGCCACAGGUGGUCACCAAAAGAUUAUCGAGUGGAUGCAAGAAACGUUUCCCUCGCUAGCUCGACACCGUCAUCGUAUUCGCGUGGACGGAGCUGCGAGUUUUGGCGAUCUUCAGUUGAUUCAGUGGCUCCAUCAUCAAGGGUAUCGCUUUACGGGCCGCGCGAUGGACGACGCCGCAGCAGGUGGACAUUUGGCAAUAUUGUGCUGGUUGCACCGAAGUAUUGAGCAUGUACAGUGCACAGUAGCUGCAAUGGACCGAGCUGCUACUAAUGGUCACCUAGACAGUGUGGAAUUUCUUCACCAAAAUCGUAAUGAAGGCUGCACAACAGCGGCUAUGGACGGAGCUGCCCAAAAUGGUCACAUUGACGUCGUGCGAUUUCUUUUCUGGAACCGCAGCGAGUUCUGUACGGCCAUGGCAGGCGAGUCGCGUUCAGUCUCAGUGCUUCAAUUUCUAAAAGAGCACAACCGCCUGCGUUCGCGACUUCCGAAGACGGUUGAGGCGGCGACAAGAGGAGAUUUAGAAUUGCUCCAGUGGCUAUAUGACCACGAUCGGAGGCACUUUGGGUUCGAGGCCAUUGUUGACGAGGCUCGGGAGCACAAUCAUUUCCACCUGCUGCGCUGGUUAGAGACACUACCAGAAGCUGGACGGUAUUCGUAA
Peronospora matthiolae is the source of this 1701-nucleotide messenger RNA. Lineage: Eukaryota; Oomycota; Peronosporomycetes; Peronosporales; Peronosporaceae. The record is from the annotation of a GenBank genome assembly.